Molecule: messenger RNA, 2138 nt
Organism: Rosa rugosa (rugosa rose)
Lineage: Eukaryota; Viridiplantae; Streptophyta; Magnoliopsida; Rosales; Rosaceae
Product: FCS-Like Zinc finger 8
Exons: 2
Coding region: 916-1770 (284 amino acids)
Source: RefSeq, a predicted model, not a curated record
GAACCCACGAGCUCACUCCACUCUCUUUCUCUCUGACUCACUUUCCCUCUGUUCCUCUCUGCAACUCCAUGUCGAUUUUUCAGGGAGUGAUGAUGGGAAACUGAUUUUUAGUGGGCAAAUAAAGGAGCCAAAAAACACAGUAAAAAAAGAUAUAACCCCCACUCCCACACAUAACGAUGAUCAUGGUUCAUGAUCAUCACCGCUCAUCCUUUUGUUUCCAUUCUGGGUUUUAUUCCUCUCUCGUUUUCAAUUUCCUAAUCCUGGUUUACCACAGUGACUCGUCUUGUGUUUUUUUCUGCCAAACCCUGAAUCGUCGUCUCUCUGAUACGAACCAAUUUUGCUGAGUUAAUAGUGGAGGGUAAAAACAAAAGCAAGAAAGGUGAAGAGAAAAUUAAAGCCUGCCCAACAAAAGAAGGAACAAAAAUACAAACUUUCUUUGUUCAGAUGUCUGAUGCAUGCACGUCUUGUCCUUCGAUCACGACUCUUGGGCCUCUCCUUUCAGCUGCUUUCGGAUUCUUUUCUCUUUCUCUGAUUGAUUGAUUCACAUCACAACAGAGCUCUUCAGAGGAAGAAAGAAAGAAAGAAGAGCGAGAAAGUCGCGGAAGAACUGUGUGAGCUCAGCUCUUUCUAUUUUUGAUACUUCCCUCUACUGGGUUUUUUCUGUCAGUCUUUUUCAAAAAAAAAUGGAGGUCACAGAGUUGUAGCAGAGAAUAGUUUCCGUGGAAUCUUUUCUGCAAUUUCUGGUUUCUGGGUUCUUUCAAAAUGAGGGUUUUUGACUGUGCUAGAGCUUAGUAACAACUCUUGUUUUCAAAGUCUUGUUUUUCUCUGUGAGUUUCAAGGUUCUCAAUUUUCCUGUGGAUUUGUAGUUUCUGUCUUGAUUUUGCAGACGGUUUGUUUAGUCUUUAAACCUCUCUAAUGGCGGACAGUAACUCUCUGCCUUCUCCUAGACCCGUUUCAUCUUUCUUCUCCACUCCGAGAUUGUUCACUAGCUUCACCUCAAAACCCUUCUCUGAAACUGAAGCUGUUAUGAGCCCAACUUCCAUUCUGGAAACUAAGCCAUUCUUUGGUCUAAGAAACCCAUUCUGGUCCGAAUCAAAUACACCCAAAACCCCAGAACCCGAAACCAAACGCCACUGGGACAAAUUGGACUCCAAAGGCAUUGGCCUUGCCAUUGUUGAUGCUCUAAUCGACGAUGAUGGCUCUGAUCCAAAACCAUCAAAGCCCCAAAGCCGAAUGGUUAUUUUCGGUUCACAGCUCAAGAUUCAAAUCCCUCCUCUGCCAUCCUCUGUUCUUCCCUCUUCUGAAUCACCAAAACUUGAAGCCGUUUUCGGAAUCGAAAGAACGAAUUCUCCUUUGGGUCCUUUCUCUUCCAGCCUGUCUCAAUCUCCGGCUAAGAAAUCCCCAUUUGGGACUGUCCGUUCCGGCAUUGAGACUCCUGUUUCGCCUCAGGUUUUCAAGGGGUGUCUCUCUGUUAGUGAAAUGGAGCUCUCUGAGGAUUAUACUUGUGUGAUUUCUCAUGGGCCAAAUCCAAGAACUACUCAUAUAUUUGACAACUGCGUUGUGGAGAGCUGUGAUGGUGUGCCUGAACUUUCCCCAAUCCGGAAGGAAAACGUGUCAAGUUACCCGUCUGAGAGUUUCCUCAGCUUCUGCUACCAUUGCAAGAAGAAUCUUGGGCAGGGCAAAGAUAUUUACAUGUACAGAGGUGAGAAAGCGUUCUGCAGCAGUGAAUGCCGUUAUCAGGAGAUGAUGUUGGAGGAAGAAGGAAGCUGACGAUGUUUUAUGGGAAUUGUUCCCGACAGAAACGCUUCACUGAAAGCAAAAUUAAACAAAAAAAGAAAAAGAAAAAAAGAAGCUUAAUAAGUCCUUCACCAUAGGCUUCUUCUGUUAAUUUCUUCUUUGUUGCUAAAUAAUAGGGAAGGAAUAGUCUUUGUAACAUCAAACAUAUGAGUCCCUCAUGAAAGACAAAGAUGGGGUUGAAUUUUUCUGGGAAAAUGCAUCCCUUUUUCUUUGGUUUUGUUUUUAGUCUAUUUUUCUGGGCUCCCCUCCUUGUAGAGAGGUAGAGGAAUGAAGCGCUGAGAUGUAUGUAGAGUUGGAAUUGUUAUGAAUUGAGUAAUGAAAUUGCUGUUGGAUCUGGCAUC